CCGGGCCGCGACCCGAAGCGCCACAGCGAUGGCCGGAGCGGCGGUAAACCACAUCCUCGGGCUCGUGCUCGUGCUCAUCGACUUUGCACUGUACCUGGUCACGCUCGGCCCACUCAUCACGCUCUACCGCUACCUCACGGCGCAGACGGUGUUCGCGAAGCCCGUGGCGGACGCGGACAUCAACAAGGGAGGCCCGCCGAGCAAAGUGUGGCGCUCGAUCGACGCCAUUGAGGACGGAAAGCUGGAGGAUGGCAUCGCCUGGUUUGGCGGGUGCCACACUGCCUACGAAGCGUUCGCGCUCGCCUACAGCAAGUUCGCCACCAACCGCGCUCAGGGCACACGCACGCUCCUCGAGGCCAAGGUCGAGUCCGGCUACCGCUUCCCGACCAAGGCGCGCGCGAUGUUCGGGCCGACGACGUGGCGGACAUACGCGGAGCUCGGCGAGCUCGCCCAUGCCUUUGGCGCCGGCCUCCGCCACCUCGGCAUCGAGCCGCAGCCGGCCGACGCCGUCUCUGCAGACCACAAGGGCGCUCUGGUCUACGACGAGACCUCCGCCGACUGGAUGGUCGCGGCGCACGGAUGCAUGUCGCAAGACAUCGUCGUCGCCACCUCCUACGCCACCCUCGGCGUCGACUCGGUCGCCAAGGCCGUCAAGCAGGGCGCGGUCAGCGUCCUCGUCUGCAACCGCAAGGCGGUGCCGGCACUGCUCAAGAUGGUGGACCAGAUGCCCAGCCUCAAGGUGAUCGUCUACACCGACGCCCUCUGCACAAUCAAGGAGUGCGAGUCCAAGGUCUCCGGCGGCAAGAAGCCCACCCUCCUCUCGCUCGACGAGGUCAUCUCCAUCGGCAAGGCGCACCCGCGCCCUCCGACGCCGCCCAAGCCGGACUCGCUCGGCGUGCUCAUGUACACCUCCGGCUCGACGGGCGACCCGAAGGGCGUGAUGAUCCUGCAGAAGCAGCUCCUUGCCCAGAUGGCCGGCCUUGUCCACGCCAUGCCCGAGGAGGCGCGGGACCCGUCCGUCAACCCAGGCACGCACAUCGCCUACUUGCCGCUGGCCCACAUCUUCGAGCUCGUCAUCGAGUUCGCCUUCUUCGGCUCGGGGCACGCGGUUGGCUACGCGGACCCGAAGACGCUUCUGCCCGGGCCCGAGAAGUGCAAGCCGACCGGCUCGCUCGAGGAGUUCCAGCCGACGCUCAUGGCGGGCGUGCCCAAGGUGUGGGAGGCGAUCAAGGCCGGCGCUCUCGCGAAGGCUUGGCAAGGCGGGGCGGACGGCGGUCUUGCUGUGAAGGUGAGCAAGGCGGGCCCGACUGCAGUCUUCCUGAUCGGGCUCGCAGUCAAGAUGAAGGCACUGGCGACCAAGCAGUACCGGUACACGCCCCUGUUCAACCUGCUGCUCAAGAAGUUCAAGCAGACGACGGGCGGGCAGCUGCAGCUCUGCGUCUCGGGCGGAGGCGCAAUCUCGGGCGAGGUACAGGAGUGGGAGGUGACGCUCCAUUCUGAGCCGGAGAUCACCGACGCAGACGGCGCGCCCUACCUGACCACCGACACGCUGCACUGCACGGGCGAAGUCUGCGCGGGGCGCGGCGAGGUCUGGAUGCGAGGCAACAACCUGUCGGUCGGCUACUACAAGAUGGCGGAGCUCACCGCCUCCGAGUACACGCCCGACGGCUGGUUCAAGUCGGGCGACAUCGGGCUGCUCACGCCGGGCGGCGCGCUCAAGAUCGUCGACCGCAAGAAGAAUCUGGUGAAGCUCAAGGGCGGCGAGUACGUGGCGCUCGAGAAGAUGAACACGGCCUACAACAAUUCUCCUUUCGUCGAGGUGGAGGCGGGGGGCGUCUGCUGCUUCGCCGACCACACGCUCGACCGCUCGGUCGCGCUGGCGCAAGUCAAGGAGAAGGCGCUGGUCGAGGCGGCCAAGGGAGUCGGCAUCGAGGGCGAGCCGAAGGAGCUCGCCGCCAACCCGGAGGUGCAGGCGCUCGUCGUCGCGUCCUUCAAGGAGGAGGCCAAGAAGGCUGGCCUCACCGCGCUCGAGACGGUGAUCGCCGUCUACCCGCUCGUCGGAGACCCGUGGAGCCCGGAGAACGGCUGCCUGACGGCGACGCAGAAGCUCGUGCCGAAGAAGUGCUUCGCGCACAACGCAAAGGAGCUCGAGGUCGUCAAGAAGAAGGGUAUCCGCUGAGUCGGAUGGCGGGCGCGGAGAAGGCGCGGUGACGGCGUCGCGGGUGAGGCGGCGAGGUGUGGGGCGGGAGAGGGGGCAUGCGCUCGACGCUCUCGGCGCGAGUCGAGAGCUGUGCGAGCGGAGGGAGACCUCAGCGCACUGCCUUCGCUCCGCCUGUCAAAAAGGGCGGGCGACGGAGGCAGCACACCUUGUGGGGGAGGCCCAGCGGAGCUCUGUGAUGGUGUAGUACACAUUCGAGAUGUAUUGUUCAUUUAACGCCCGGUUCCGGUUGCCG
This is a messenger RNA of Emiliania huxleyi CCMP1516, 2453 nucleotides long. Its product is annotated as long chain acyl-CoA synthetase. Gene Ontology annotation, molecular function: long-chain fatty acid-CoA ligase activity. NCBI's taxonomy places the organism in Eukaryota, Haptophyta, Isochrysidales, Noelaerhabdaceae. Gene Ontology annotation, cellular component: endoplasmic reticulum; membrane. The record is from RefSeq and is a predicted model, not a curated record. Bases 29 to 2179 code for a protein of 716 amino acids. The transcript is spliced from 23 exons.